CUCCUUUCUGACGUUUUCAGAGGUAAUGGUCGCUUUUGUUCUCGCGAUAUUUCCGGCACACGGGAGCUUGGGCUACCCGGGCUUCUGUGAAACAUGGCGGUCGGCUGGGACCGUAACACAAGCAUGACUAUAUGAAGGAAGAGGAAGGUUUACCUGAAGAUGAGGCGACUGAAUCGGAAAAAAACCUUAAGUUUGGUGAAAGAGUUGGAUGCCUUUCCGAAGGUUCCUGACAGCUAUGUAGAGACUUCAGCCAGUGGGGGAACAGUUUCUCUAAUAGCAUUUACCACUAUGGCUUUAUUAACCAUUAUGGAAUUCUCAGUAUAUCAAGAUACAUGGAUGAAGUAUGAAUAUGAAGUAGAUAAGGAUUUUUCUAGCAAAUUGAGAAUCAAUAUAGAUAUUACUGUUGCCAUGAAGUGUCAUUAUGUUGGAGCAGAUGUAUUGGAUUUAGCAGAAACAAUGGUUGCAUCUGCAGAUGGUCUAGUUUAUGAACCAGCAAUAUUUGAUCUUUCACCACAGCAAAAAGAGUGGCAGAGGAUGCUGCAGCUGAUUCAGAGUAGGCUACAAGAAGAGCAUUCACUUCAAGAUGUGAUAUUUAAAAGUGCUUUUAAAACUGCAUCAACAGCACUUCCACCAAGGGAAGAUGAUCCAUUAGAGUCUCCAGAUGCAUGUAGAAUUCGUGGUCAUUUAUAUGUCAAUAAAGUAGCAGGGAAUUUUCACAUAACUGUGGGCAAGGCAAUUCCACAUCCUCGAGGUCAUGCACAUUUGGCAGCACUUGUCAACCACGACUCUUACAAUUUUUCUCACAGAAUAGACCAUUUGUCUUUUGGAGAGUUUGUUCCAGGAAUUAUUAAUCCUUUAGAUGGAACUGAAAAAAUUGCUGUAGAUCACAACCAGAUGUUCCAAUAUUUUAUUACAGUUGUGCCAACAAAACUACAUACAUAUAAAAUUUCAGCAGACACCCAUCAGUUUUCUGUGACAGAAAGGGAACGUAUCAUUAACCAUGCUGCAGGCAGCCAUGGAGUCUCUGGGAUAUUUAUGAAAUACGAUCUCAGUUCUCUUAUGGUGACAGUUACUGAGGAGCAUAUGCCAUUCUGGCAGUUUUUUGUAAGACUCUGUGGUAUUGUUGGAGGAAUCUUUUCAACAACAGGCAUGUUACAUGGAAUUGGAAAAUUUAUAGUCGACAUAAUUUGCUGUCGUUUCAGACUUGGAUCCUAUAAACCUGUCAAUUCUGUCCCCUUUGAGGAUGGCCACACAGACAACCACUUACCUCUUUUAGAAAAUAAUACACAUUAGCACCUCCCGAGUGAAGGAGAAAAACUUUUUGCCUGAGAUAUAAAACCUUUUUUAAUAGUAAAAUAUUGUGCAAUAUAUUCAAAGAAAAGAAAUAUGAAUGAGAAGCAGGAAACACACUUAUUUUAAAAAAAGAAAAGGAAAAAUAACCCCAAACUGAAAUUCUAUAUGUGUUGUGUCUGUUACAAAUGCCCUAGAAGAAAUUAUGCAACUAAUCAGUGAAUAAGCCCAACUGGAGUAUUGCUUUGAAGAUGACUCCUGAUACUUUCACAGCAAAUGGGCAGUGUGGAAAUCAGACCUUGCUUCUUGGUGACAAAAAACCUGAAGGAAAGAAGUGAAACCAAAUCUAAAGAAAAAGGCAUUGAUAAGUGCAAAUGUUUGUGUCCUUUGUUUUUAAAAGAUAUGAUGUCAGAAUAAAAUAUGGAAAACAUAUGGAAAA
Molecule: messenger RNA, 1729 nt
Organism: Lemur catta (Ring-tailed lemur)
Lineage: Eukaryota; Metazoa; Chordata; Mammalia; Primates; Lemuridae
Gene: ERGIC2
Product: ERGIC and golgi 2
Exons: 14
Coding region: 160-1293 (377 amino acids)
Biological process (GO): retrograde vesicle-mediated transport, Golgi to endoplasmic reticulum; endoplasmic reticulum to Golgi vesicle-mediated transport
Cellular component (GO): membrane; endoplasmic reticulum; COPII-coated ER to Golgi transport vesicle
Source: RefSeq, a predicted model, not a curated record